Penicillium oxalicum is the source of this 105-nucleotide messenger RNA. RefSeq lists its product as uncharacterized. The record is from RefSeq and is a predicted model, not a curated record. The transcript has a single exon. NCBI's taxonomy places the organism in Eukaryota, Fungi, Ascomycota, Eurotiomycetes, Eurotiales, Aspergillaceae. Bases 1 to 105 code for a protein of 34 amino acids.
AUGCAGAAUGUAAGGGACUCAUAUGCAAAACCAAAAGGAUAUCAUACAACAAAUAUCGUAGCUUUGAACAAGCUCGCAAAUGUUAGUGCAGAAGGCUUCGAUUAG